AUGCUGGCAGAAGGUGUUGAUGGUGAUAGUCUGACAGUAACCAGUGACAAUGAAGAAACUAACCAAAGGAGUGAAGGUACUGUAAUUUACUAUAGCAGAUAAAAAAUAAUUGUUGCUAAGUAACAGAAAAAGCAAUAACAGCAACAGAUUUUUCAAUAUUCCACCGUUCAAGUUUUAUUUGUGUAAGAGCCAUCGUGAGAGAAAUUAAAAGCUUGAAAUUUAAAAGGUGCUGAGGAGGUAAAUAAAUAAACUGAAUUCUUUGAGUUAACCCCACAGCUGAGUUUAGAUUUUGUAAUUGUGCAAUGACUUUUACAAUAAGUUAAAUAAAGGAGAGUAGAAAAAAGCAAUCAGAAAAAACAAACAAACAAAAAGAAAUCAGGCCAAAAGUUGACUUUCCUUGCAGAGAGUGAAAGGUUUUGAGUACCGUCACGCAGUUGAUUCCCCUUUCAUUACAGUGCAUGUAAACCACUUUUAAUUUGAAUUCAAGAAUUCAUUAGUAAAUUUUGUUAUUACAGUCAAGGCAGGUCAGGUUAUCCCCAAAGAAGCCAUUAAUAAACUGAUUAUUUUAAAAAUAAAUCUGUUAGUCAUUGCCGCAGCUAGUACCAAAUUUAUGUCUGCAUUCUUGCAUACUUAAUGAGUAUUCAAUUUUUGACUACAACUUUCCUGUAUUUGGUCAGAUUGAAAAAUCUUUCAAUGGGUAAAAUUGCUAUGAACACAUUAUAUCAAAGUCAAGAAAACUGAGCCACCAGAAAUUCCAUAUCGAGGGUAAUCGACCUAGCGUGUGAAUUCACUGGUCAUUACUAUGUAGGAAUGCGAAGAUGAAUCUGAAAUCUACAACUACUAAGGGAUUCAAAUUUCAAAUAAUCCAUUCAUUAAUGGAAUCGUGGGGGUACACUUGACCUUCCUUGACUGUAAUGGUUUCAACACAGGAGUCAUGUCAUAAGUAUAUCCUUUAAUUAAGCAAAGAUGAGUACUGUGCAGGGUUUUUUUUUGAAAUGUCAUUCAUCAACAACAGUCCUCUAUUCAAGACAAUACAAGAAUCACUUAUGACUUGUUAUUGUUGUAUGAUAAUUAUUAUAAUGAUAUUAUUAUUAUUUCUUUGCUGACGAAUUUGCUAGAAUCAUUAUUUUUUAAUGGAGAUCCAUUGAAUGGUAGAUGGUUAGUUCUGUAAUAUAAGUUGUUUUAUGAAGCGCCUUUUAACAUAAAUUUUCAGAACCAGAAUCUAUAUCUGAGCAAACUGGUUCAACUUCCACAUGCAAAGAAACGCAAACAGGAGAACAGAAAAAUACCCAAGUGUCUUUGUCAGCAGUUCCUCGGUUAGUGGAUAAUAAAAGAAAGCAGAUGGAGAAGGCACUUUCUCAAGCCAAGCGUGAUCAGAUUUCAAUGAAAUUCAGCAAAAGAAGACCUAAUCAUGAAAAAGCAAAUGAUUGCCUCACUUGAGAAAUCAAACAAGUCUUUACAAAGUACAAUGCAAAAAAUUACUGACUCAUUGUCUGUUAUGGCAGAAGGAAUUUCUUCUGGGAUGAGGAUGAUUGCUAUGGCCAUGUCAGGCCAAACUCAGUAUCAGUUUCAUCCUUCUCACCCAGUAGGUUACAAUAGCAAUGCUAUGAUGUAUCAAAAUAAUAUGUAUGGAUGUCCCAGGGGAUAUAAUUCUGUAAUUUCACCUGACCAUGAAGUUUCAGGUCAAGUGGGAGUAAGGUCAUAUACUCCAAGCCCCACCCCCUCCGAUUCAGCUUCUACAGCAAGUGGUGACAAUGGUUAUUUUAGGUAUACCUGUUGA
Molecule: messenger RNA, 1780 nt
Organism: Porites lobata
Lineage: Eukaryota; Metazoa; Cnidaria; Anthozoa; Scleractinia; Poritidae
Source: the annotation of a GenBank genome assembly